AUGCCUCUCUUCGACGCACGCGACGUCCUCUCCUUCCCCGGCGGGAACAACGCCAGCGACACCGUCAUCGCGGGUAUAAACUUCAAUCUCACAACUCUCCAGCACUGGAACUACACCCUCUACUCUAACGGCACGCUCUCGAAUAAUUCGAACUGCUUCCUGACCUUCGAGUCAUACACCCCCCACCUCCUCCCCAACGGCACAUUCCUCAACACAACAUCAUGCUAUAGCCCCUUGAACGGACUCGGGAACCGUGCGAAGCCCGGUAUUGCUCUAGGCGUUUUCUUUGGUCUCAGCCUUGUCUUCACAAUGAUCACCUGCGCAAGCACGGCAGGCUCUUCCUGCCAUCUGAGAAGAGGUUCCACGCCAUCGGACGCCGCUGGCAAUGGGUGUGGGAUGGCCAGCGGCUUCACCAGCGUCGAUGUCGACCGCUACUACCUCCCCGAGUGGCCGCUAAUCCUCAACUCCAUAUUCUGGUACCUGAUGAUUCCCAGCACACUGGCCAUCGUGUGGGAAAGCGUGCGCCACUGGGGCAGUUGGCAAGAGCGCCAACUCAUCGACCCAGACCCCUUCAUACUAAGCCAAAACGAUAAAAGAGGCCGGAGGGAAUUCUAUAUGCCCCUCGUCUUCUACGGCUUCGGUUUCCUCCACUUCUUCAUGGCCGUCCCCCGCAACUGGACACCAAUCUCCUACCAACGCUCGCCCUCCCAAUCCCUCCAAGUUGCCGCCCCCCAAGCCACAGACGGCCGCUUCAAAGCCGGCGCCAUCUUCCUCUUCUUCGCGUGGCUCACGAUCCUCUUCUCCCUCGCCCACUCCAUGCACUACUACACCCCCCGCCCCUCCCUCCUGCGCACCCUCGCCUCCACCCCACCGGCUUUCCUCCUCACCCUCCCGCUCUCUCUCACGAUCGUAGCGUACCAAUUCCUCGCCGCUUUCUCGUUUGCGCAUAGCCCGCUCAACCUCUCCGCUUCCCCGGCGAUAAUUUAUUCCUUGGGCUGGGCGCCAAUCGUGCUUAUCUUCAUCAUCUACGAGGUGGCUGGGUACACGUACCCCAACGAGGACCGCGAGCUGAUCCGCCAGCGCCGCCUCCGCGGCCAGGAACUCGAUAGGGAGAUGGGGUAUAACCGCAAACCACCCUGGUGGCGCCGUCUCAACGGUAACCACAACCUGACUGUCCAGCAAGCCCUAGCGAGGAACGCGCAGGAAGUCAGCGGUGCCCCAAGGGCCGCAGAUUGGUCAGCAAAGGACGACGUAGAAAUGUCCCCCCUCCCCUCAAAACGCAAUGCCGAACGCGAGGUGCGGAUUGACAACACCCCCGCUGGCCGCGCCUUAGCGCGCCACGAGAGUCGCAGGGAGGCAGAGCUGGAUGAGCGGGUGCGAGAGGCUGCUAUGGCACUAUUCACGCCGCCUGGGGGGCCGGGGGCGGGGACGGGGGUGGCGUGGGAUGAGUGUGGAAGGAGUGGGAGUACGGGGAGUGUGGCGUCGGGGACGACGAUUGUGGGGGCGAAGCCGCAGGUUGUUAGGAGUAUGUUGGAUAUUUAG
This is a messenger RNA of Pseudogymnoascus destructans, 1542 nucleotides long. RefSeq lists its product as uncharacterized. The record is from RefSeq and is a predicted model, not a curated record. Lineage: Eukaryota; Fungi; Ascomycota; Leotiomycetes; Thelebolales; Thelebolaceae. The transcript has 4 exons. Bases 1 to 1542 code for a protein of 513 amino acids.